ACCUAAGGGCUAGUGUAGUCUCAUACUCACAGUCGUUUUUUAUAAUUCGGUAGGAGCAGAGCUCUCCAACACAAAAAAAAUUUUUGUAUUAUAUAAAUCCUGGAAAUUUUCCAUAUUGUUAUAAUUUGGUUUCUUUAGCUCAUAGCCCCGAAAAAAAGAAUACCGAGCGUGUUGCAAUUUAUUGUCGUGGAAAAACGUUUUUCGAAGCUGUACUCAAAAUUUUUGGAUAUUUUCGAAGCUGAAGCUGUCCAAACAAGCAUGAACGGUAAGCAGUAUACCAGCAUUGGUAAGUUGGCCCGGCGAGGCGCCAACCUGCCGAUCCUGCCCUCGGGCGCCACGAUGCGCAGUUUAUACCACACUGGAUCCAAUAUGGGCCCCAACAUGGGUCAGAGCUUCCGGCAGGCGUCUCGCCGCAAUUCGGCCGCCCGAAGCAACCCGGUGCAGCGGAUAAAUGCAUCGUCGACCAGCGGGCCGACCACCAGCGGAUCGACCAACUUACUCCACAAGAACAAGCUGCGGAAGGUCAUCGGGGUGAAGAAGACGCUGGUCAACCAGAUGCAGGGCAUGGUGCGCAACCCCGGGCCGGAGAAGCAGGUCGGACCCUACAAGAUCUAUGGGAAGACGCGUCUGUUCUCCUCGUCGAGCAGCCUGCAGGGCCAGUCGCCCGGGCCAAUUGCCCGCCGCUGGAUGAGCAGCGAGCAGCAGGUGCAGCGCAAGCAGCUGCGCUAUGAGGAGGACGACGACGAAGAGUUCGAAGAAGCCGAUCUCAACAUGGAAGACUCGAGUCACCGCUACCCAGCAUCGCUAUCCGCCACUCAAAGACGUUUCCAGAUGUCCCAUUACAACCGCGGCCCGGCUCUAAAGGCGGCCCAGGACAUUAGCCGGUCUAUUCAAGAUGAACUGAUGGUCGUGGACUCUGAUGUCCGGGACAUGCUCAACUGCGACCCUACCAAGAAUAAUGUGCGUGAAUUCAACGAUCAGCCACGGUCUACUAAAGGCGAUCCUCUUCGCGGCUGGAAUCGUCCCGGCAACCUGAAGCACCUAUCCGACAUUGCCGUGAUUGGAGAUCAAGAAAAAGAAAAUCCGAAACCGAAAAUCUCUCCCCGAACUCUGCCAGAUGACCAGGAGAGCCGUCUUACGAAGCCACGUCGCCGCCGACAAAUGGUGGUGGGACGUGUCACUACCAACCAGUUCGCCCCCGAAGCCACUGGUGUUGCCCGCAAUAAAGAUACCAAGAAUCCCAAGACAAGCGUCCCCAUGAACCAGAACAUGGCGUUGGCCCAGUUGGGCGGAAUCUACUCAGACCGGAACAGACCGAUCCCGCAGAAUAAUAAAAUCUCCGAUUGGCGCAACGAGGCACGUCCGACGAUGAACAAGCAGGAGCCCAAGCCCCAGCAGAUCGACGAUGAGUUUGUGCUUAUGGACGUAGCCCUGGCCAGGUCUGUUAAGCCGGACAUCACGGGGGCUCGGGGCAUCAAUCAGCCUGAAGUGGAGGAGCAGACACCGCCACCUCCACCGCCAAUAGCUAGCAAUGUGUCCUCCUUGCGUUACGAUCAGCCCAAGGCGGAGAAGGACUUUCUCGAGCGGAUCAUAUUCAAUGGAAGCCGCAAUGAACGUGGCGGAAAUCCCCGUCUGGACGAACUGCACUACGAGCCGUCAAUCGAUCUGGAUCUCAUCCAGAGAUCCGGUCUAAUCAGCGCUUCUCAACAUGUGAUAAACAAGAAGUUCGCAGGCUACAGGCAGAGUCUGUCGGGGAAUAGAGACGCCGUCAAAUACAAUCGGGCAUCUCGGCAGGUCGUUGAUCCAGUGGAUCCGAUCCCCCAAUUGUAUUCAAAAGCCGUCAUUGAAAUGCGAGACUCAUUGCCUGCUGCGUUGAAGCGCGACGCCGCUCCUAGACGCACCGAAGUCGCUCGUAUCGCCACUCCCACAUUUACCGGACGUUUCCGCAGGUUCGAAAGGACCCAAAAGGAGCCGGAAAAGACUGAAAAGUCUGAGAAGGAGAGUGACAAGGAUCCGAGGCUCUUGCGGGCCACCAAGUCAUACAUGCCGCCGCCUCGCGGGUCGAAGAAAGUUUCGAAGAAAACGUCCUGGGAAUCUGUCCCCAGGGAGCAAUUGGCCAGGACUAAGCCUGUGAUAAGUCCUAAGAUAACCGUUGGCGAGAGGCGGGAUGCGAAGCGCUCGGAAGUUUUCCCGACCGAUCCCCAGGAAGACGAUAUCAAAAUGCCCAAGAACUACUCCAAGGAGUCAGCCGUACAGCGUCUGGGCAAGCCCUAUUCUCGCUCCCAUCGUGCCAACAAUAGCUACUAGAUCCGAGGUGGAGGUUCAGUUCAGUUCAGUCCCAAUACUAGUCCAGUUUCGUUCAACCAAAUUCAAAUGACCCAACCCCAAUGAUCAGGUCUCGUCGUUUUUCCCCGUACUCCUGUUGCAAUACCCCGGAUUUCGAUGUGGGCUUCAAAAUCGUUUCAAGUCAUGCAAAUUGCUUACUUUAUUGGAGAAGCUAUUCCUGCCACUACCGCAAGUCUCAAGAACAAGCGGCGUCUAUCAAAUGUAUUAAGAAUCAGUGUGGUACUCAAGUGCCUCAUCUUUUGUAUAAUGUUUUGGAUCAUAUCGUUAGGCUACCAAACCAAAAUUUACACGAAAA
Molecule: messenger RNA, 2641 nt
Organism: Drosophila ananassae
Lineage: Eukaryota; Metazoa; Arthropoda; Insecta; Diptera; Drosophilidae
Exons: 1
Coding region: 259-2307 (682 amino acids)
Source: RefSeq, a predicted model, not a curated record